Thecamonas trahens ATCC 50062 is the source of this 1918-nucleotide messenger RNA. RefSeq lists its product as uncharacterized. The record is from RefSeq and is a predicted model, not a curated record. NCBI's taxonomy places the organism in Eukaryota, Apusomonadida, Apusomonadidae. The transcript is spliced from 2 exons. The coding region runs from base 1 to 1830 and encodes 609 amino acids.
AUGCUCGGAGUGCCGCAGCUGGGCAGCGGCGGCGUUUCUGCCGGGAGUGUCCUCGUUGGGCGCCCGCCGGCGAUUGAUGCUGGCGCGCUGGCGGCGCUACGGAAGAAGGCACAGAGCCAUACUCUCGAGGUGAUGACACCAGAGCGUGCCCGUCCGGCCACGGUGGACUCCCCGCGGCGGACGGCCUCUCCGGCACGGAGCGCACGGAGCGCAAGCGCAGGUGGAUCCCGGGCGUCGUCACCCGGAACUGGAGCGAGUGCGAUGACAAGCAAUUGCUCCGAGCUUGGCUCGCGUGCGGGCGCUAGCUCGGCCGCAAACGAAACAGACGGUGACGAGGACCUGCUGCUGGCGCAACUGCCUGCGCCGCAGCCGGUGCCCGACGCAUUUGACCCGCGGUCGAGAUCCAACACUACCGAAGAUAGGCUCAUGCUGCUGCAGAUGCAGCAGGCCAAAAAGGCCAAGCUGUAUCAGCGCAAGAUGCGCCGUAGGGCCAAGCGCCGCAGUUCGGUUGACUCGGCCAUCUCACACCAGUCGACUGCAGAGUCAACGGCCACACUCUCGACCAUCGCAGAAUCGACCCGGGCCGGCGGCCUGCCCCGCGGUUCGGACGUGACUCCGUCGUCACACUCUGUGGGCACCACCGCCUGCUCUACCGCCCACCACAACGCCUCGAAUUCGAGCUCGAGCUCGAGCUCGAGUUCGAGAUCGAGCCUGUCCUCGUCGCGCCUAUCGGCCAUCGAGUCGUACUCGGACUCGGCGGUCUCGGGCGUCAAGGGUGCAUCGGCGUCGACCAUGGCUGUCUCGGUCGUCUCGCACCACAGCAGCUCUGAGAGCAGCGACCACGCCCCGCAGGCCGAGGCUGAUCUGACCAAGACCGACCGCUACGGCCAAGUCAGCUUUUCCAUCAAAGCCAACGGCCGCGACACGGCCGCGACCGACUCGGCCCUCUCGACCGUCUUUGAGUCGGUCGACGCCAAGGCUGUCGAGUCGUACUCGGACUCGAUGAUCUCUGAUCCGGGCGAUGCCGGCGCCGCGUCGGCCUCGGCCUCGGGUAUUCCUGUUGUCCCCAACCUCCGCAUCGAGCCGUCAUCAACAGCGACUCCCAAAGGCGGGACGCCAAAUCCGCUUGGUGCCCAGCGCUCGCCACGCAUGGCCUCACCGCCCGCGCGCACCGCAGCGACAAACUCGGCGCACACCACGUCGACCAAGUCGGAAACGUCCGAAACGGCGUCGGCGCUGGCGUCGGCCCGCCUCUCGCGCCCGACCUCGUUUUCUAACCGACAGGAAACAAUCAAGAAGCAGCGCGAAGAGGCCUUUUUCCGAAAUCAAGUCCUCUUCCGGAAGCAGUCCAAGCGGACCAUCGGCGUCUCGUCGCUCCGGCACCGGUCGUUCACCGUCGGCGCCAACGACGCGCCUGGCGGCUUUUCGUCCGAGGCCGAGGCACAGGCUGCCGCCCGCAAGAUCCGUGAGUCGCAGAAGAGUCUCAAAAGUCUUAAGGGUGUCGAUGACGCCACCGUCGCCGCUUCCAUCAAGCGCAAUUCGGCCGUCCACAAGCGGCUCCGUCGCUGGCAGCGGACCUCGUUCGCCCGCAUCCCGCUGGGCGUCUCAGACCAGCUCGCCAAGCAUCGCUCGCGCAAGAAGCUCAUCGACCGUCAGGCCGAUCGUGUCGCCGUCGAGCUCCCGCACUUUGUUGCCCUCGCCAACCUCUCCGCUGCCCAGCCCAUCCUCGUCGACCUCACCAAGGCUUACGCCUCGCAGCUCGGCGAGAAGCACCCCAUCACCCUCCAAGCUCGCGCCCGCCUCGAUGCCGUCGCUGAUGCUCUCCGAUGAUAUACGUCAGGCUCAUAGUUGUCGUCAUCCUGGUUUGGGACGGCGAUCACGCUAGAGGGCAAUGUAAACUGUUGGCGCCUGCAUACCC